AUGGAACUACCUCCACGAACUCUUCCUGAACGCCCAGUGGAACUACCUCCACGACCUCUUCCUGACCGCCCAGUGGAACUACCUCCACGAACUCUUUUGACUACCAAAGCAUCAGCACUGCGCGCAACACCACUUUCAACCUCUGAUAACGAUGCAACGUGCCGACUCACGCGCCAACUUUGGGAUACUCGGAGGGAACUGACUGCCUUACAAGCGCGCGAAACCGACCUCAUAGCUUCAUUGCGCCGCUUAGACGCUCCUCGUCAUAUCCUCGAAUUUGGGCAAGCGCAAAGAUCCUCAGAGCUUGAAGUGCGUCUCGCUGAAGUGGGAAAUGAACUGCAGCGAGAAAGAUAUAAGCGCCUUCAAGCUGAGCGAGGUCUCAAUGAGAUUGAGAUUGAGAAUAGGGCUCCGUUUGUUGUUCCAGCUCUGUUUCAGGCGUUCCUAAAGAUUUCCGAGAUGAACAGAUAA
Suillus clintonianus is the source of this 468-nucleotide messenger RNA. RefSeq lists its product as uncharacterized. The coding region runs from base 1 to 468 and encodes 155 amino acids. The record is from RefSeq and is a predicted model, not a curated record. The transcript has 2 exons. Lineage: Eukaryota; Fungi; Basidiomycota; Agaricomycetes; Boletales; Suillaceae.